This is a messenger RNA of Rotaria sp. Silwood1, 1353 nucleotides long. The record is from the annotation of a GenBank genome assembly. Lineage: Eukaryota; Metazoa; Rotifera; Eurotatoria; Philodinida; Philodinidae.
AUGGGGAAUUGGAUUUCUCAAAAGAUUAAAGGUUUAGAAACAUUUGCAUUUAAACGUCGGGGAAAAAACAUCGCUAACCGUUCUGACCCAAAUCAUCCAGAGAAUUGUUCUCCCGAUCAAUCAAUCACAACUACAAAUGUGGAACAGAUACCAACAUCACAGUCAGUUCUACUACCAACGACUACAAAUUCAUCAGUAACAAAUCCAACAGUAGAAGCAACGAAAUCACAAAUAGAAGAAUUGGCAGCACCAAAAAUCAAAGUAACAAUGACAUCAUCUAACAAAUGUAGUGAUUUAUAUUUGGCUUGUCGAAACAAUAAAAUUACAGAAGUUGAAAAUUUACUGGAAAAGAUAGAACGUCAAGAUAUAGACCGAGUAGAACCAAAUGGUAGUACGGCAUUACAUGCUGCAUCUUAUCAUGGUCAUGUAGAAAUCGUUAAAUUAUUAUUAGAAGCAGGAGCUGAUAGAACAAUACAGAAUAAAUAUAACAAUUUACCAUUUGAUGAAGCCAAAAAUGAUGAAAUCAAAAAACUAUUUUUUCGUAUACCAACUAGUAGUCGAUUGGUAUCGGAUACAGGUGCUGUUGAAUGGCAAUUAAUUGAUGAUGAUGAUAUUUUAGACAAAGCGGCGGAAGAGCGUAAAAUUAUUAAGUCACUCUACAGUACCAAUUCUAUCGCUAAAAUGUUUGAAAGAAUCGAAAAAAAUUACAUUAGUAAAAGUUUAGUUCACUUUAAUAGAAUUGAACAAAUCAAACGCUUUUUUCGUCGAGCAAUUGAAGAAGAAAAUCCAUUAUGGAUCAUCAAAGCUUAUACAGCUGAAACUGAUUUCUAUAAAGUUUUCAACAAAGAACUAGCAGGUGGUGGGAAUAAAUGUCUAAGUGAACGAAGAUACAUUAUUGCACUACUUUCACACCAUCCAAAGUUAGAUGAAUUCUCCUUCAUAGGCAUGUCUUAUCGAACUAUGCAAAUGACUGAUGAUGAUCUUCGAAAGUAUCAAGUUGGAUGUUCACUAAUGACAAAGUCAUUUUUAUCAUCAUCGAUUGAAGAAAAACUUGCUGUAUUAUUUUUAUAUCAACAAGAACUGGCACGAAAAGAAAGCGGUGAAAACGAUCGACUCAAAUCCGAUGGAAAAAAGAUCAAACAAUGGGUUAUGUGUACCUAUCAGAUCAAACAUCGACGCACUGCUUUGUACAUUGAAAAUACGUCUCAAUAUGCAAUGGAAGGUGAAAUACUGAUUAUGCCUUAUACAGUAUUUAGAGUGAAGAAAAUGGAAUCAGUCAAACGUCCUGAAUUAUCAGAUGAAGAUUUUCCUACUAUUGAAUUAGAGGAAUGUGAUCAGUAUUUAGAUAUAUAA